Messenger RNA from Metopolophium dirhodum (rose-grain aphid), 5528 nucleotides. RefSeq names its product glutamate receptor ionotropic, NMDA 3A-like. The coding region runs from base 453 to 4106 and encodes 1217 amino acids. The transcript has 20 exons. Gene Ontology annotation, cellular component: plasma membrane; postsynaptic membrane. Lineage: Eukaryota; Metazoa; Arthropoda; Insecta; Hemiptera; Aphididae. Gene Ontology annotation, molecular function: transmitter-gated monoatomic ion channel activity involved in regulation of postsynaptic membrane potential; NMDA glutamate receptor activity. The record is from RefSeq and is a predicted model, not a curated record. Gene Ontology annotation, biological process: ionotropic glutamate receptor signaling pathway; monoatomic ion transport; synaptic transmission, glutamatergic.
CAUGUGCCGCCUGGCUACCGUGUGAUCUGGCCGCGUGUUCAUCCGCCGCCGCCGCCGGACCGGUCACGAUCGUCUCCCCUCGGAUGCGAGUUGUUUUUCGUCCACACGCAUAGCUGAGUGCCACCACCAAAGUCGCUGUAUGGUCUUAAAAUGGUCCCAAGGUUUCUUGAUGAAUUGGACUUUUUGGAAUUGAGGACCACGGGUGGAUUAAUGAUGUUCUAAAUUUCAAGAGACUUUCAAGUCUUUACGGCUGUGUUUGUGACAUUUUUGCUGUUUGUGGAAUGGGCAACAUUAUGUUGUUGAGAUCGUAACAUUAAACGGCUAAUAAUUGUUAAAUCAAAAAUGGAAUCAGAUAAAAAAUAUUAUGACAUAAAAUAAAUUGGUGGACGUAGUUCAACAAUUUUUUUCAAAAAACAAUUAUCUCCACCGUCAGAAAUUCCAAUUUAAGGAAAAUGAAGUCAACGUUCGCGGCCAUGAUGACGGCGAUGACGCUGCUGCCGUUCGUCUUGUCACACAGCAACCACGUUUACGUUUCGGUGAUACACGGCCACGACCAGGGUUCGUUGCUGCCCAGGACCAUGGACAGGGCGAUGCCGCCGUCGGUGCGGGUGCUGUACGCCGAGAUGCCGGCCAACAAGUUCAGCACGGGCGCCCUGGAAGCAGUGCUCGACCUGUGGGCGAACAAGACGAUCGUCGCGUGUCUGCUCCUCAUACCCGAACCGGUUGGUUCGAUGCCCGCGUUAACCGCUACCAGCUACAGGAUACCCGUGCUCUGGCUCCCUUCGGUGCAGCGAAUAGAUCAAGAACGCUGGAACGAGAUGGUGGUCAGGGUAUCGAUCACACCGUGGGAAUUGUUUUCCGCCCUCAGAUCGUUUCUGUUGCACACAGGAUGGCAUAAGUUUUACGUGUUACACUCGAUAACGAUCGACGAGAGCGUCAAGACGAUGCUGAGCAUACCUCCUUUGAGCUACACGUCGGUGCCCAUAUCUUCCGACUCGUCAGACAUUAUGCUGUUCAGAUCUAUGGUGGAACUUUCGACUUCCGAGGCUUCUGUGGUGGUAGUGGUCGGCGACCGGGACUCGGCGCAAACCGUCUGGCGCCAGGCGGCCGCCCUCGGGCUGUUGCCCACCGGCAACGUGGCGUGGCUGUGGCUGGACAUCGGCAACACCGGCGGCGGCGUCAACGCAACCGGAAAGAGGAAGGGCAACGUGCCGGUGGGAAUGCUGUCGCUGCGUCCCGUCGCACCACCGCAGGCGGACAAGCACACCGUCAGGGCGGCAGUGCGCGUGUUCGCCGAGUGCGUCAAGGACGUGAUGGCGGCCAGGUGCGAGGGCUGGACGCCCAAGGUGUCCAGGGUCGGGGACGCGUGCGUGGACGUUUUGCGGGGCUCCGAGUUCCCGGGCGAUCUGUACAGGCAACUCAGGAGUGCGGUGCACGAUGUACUGUCCGGCCGGUCGAUUGGCCGCCGGGCCAAAGCCAAUGCCGAGAAACCGGACCUCAGCCUCGCCGUCCGAUUCGACAUCAUGAAUUCGAUCGCCAGCAACCGACACGCACCAAAUGGCUAUACGAGGGCAUGGAAGAAAGUCGGCACCGUCGGUCCGUCCGGCACCGGCGGACAGUUGGUCAAGUUGGACUCAGUGGUGUGGGCCGGUGGGAAAAUGGUGCCGGCCGUCGGUCUUGGCAGACGGGCUGUGUACAGAGUGGUCACCGCCAUCGGACCACCGUUCGUCAUGCACGCGCCCCUGCAACAGGAUCGCCAAUGUCUACGUGGUAUACAAUGUUACCAGAUGACGACGAGCAGCAAGGACAACAUAACGAUGAUAUUCAAGGACGUCAAGUUGGACACGAACAAAAAGUCGCUGCCGGAGACGUAUUGCUGUUUUGGAUUGUCCAUAGACCUACUGGAAAAGAUGUCGAAAGACUUGGAAUUUGAUUUUCACCUGUACUUGGUAGCUGACGGCACGUUCGGAUCCCGAAAGCUCCAGUGGAAUGGAGUGGUCGGUGAACUCGUGUCUGGUACCGCACACAUGGCCUUCUGUCCGCUGAGCGUCACUUCUACGAGAUCGAAGUGGGUAGACUUUUCUACACCUUAUUUCUACAGUGGGGUUUCGCUGAUGAUCGCUCCGAAGAGAAAGACCAACGUACCACUGCUCGCGUUCCUGUUGCCACUGAGCCCGAACUUGUGGAUCGCUAUAUUUGUGUCACUUCACGUGACAACAGUGGCAGUGGCGUUAUACGAAUGGUUCAGUCCGUUCGGGUUGAAUCCUUCCGGUAGGCAGAGAUCCAAGAAUUUCGGUAUGCCUUCGGCGUUGUGGGCGAUGUGGGGACUGCUCUGCGGCGCUCUCGUCAACUUUAAAGCACCGAAAUCGUGGCCAAACAAAUUUUUAAUUAACGUCUGGGGCGGAUUUUGCGUUAUAUUCGUGGCUAGUUACACUGCCAACAUCGCAGCUCUGAUUGCUUCGCUUCUAUUUCAAAACGCCGAUGUGGAUUACAACGAUCGAAAUAUGUUUUUGAUGAAAGUUGGAUCGGCUAAAUCGUCGUCUGCAGAGGUUUAUUUAAAAGACAAGAAUCCUGCUCUAUGGCAACACGUUCAAAAAUAUUCUGUUCCUGACACUGCGUCGGGCAUGCGAAUGUUAAGAAAUGGUAGUUUGGACAUAUUUAUCGGCGACAAGCCCAUUUUGGACUAUUAUAGUGGAACCGAUCACGAUUGCAAACUCCAACCAUACGGAGAUCCACUUUACGACGACGUUUACGCAGUGGGAAUGACCAAAAAUUUUGUCUUAAAGGAAAAGGUGUCUGCAGCUGUUUCGACGUAUAUCAAUAACGGUUUCAUGGAUAUCCUACAGAACAAAUGGUUCAGUGAUUUACCUUGCGUCAACCGUGAACUGGAAACAUCGGACAUUGGGCAACCGACACCAUUGGGCGUCGACGCAUUUUUAGGCGUUUUCCUCAUGUUGGGCUGUGGAAUACUAGCAGGCGCUGUUAUCCUUUGUUUAGAACACGCCUUCUAUCACUACGCGUUGCCCAAACUUCGGCAGAAGCCUCCUGACUCGAUAUGGAGAAACCAAAAUAUGAUGUUCGUCAGUCAAAAACUCUACAAGUUCAUAAAUAGCGUAGAAUUAAUAUCGCCACAACACACGGCCAAAGAACUAGUGCACACGCUAAGACAAGGGCAAAUCGCAUCGCUGUUUCAAAAAAGCGUACGGCGAGUGAGUUUGCCUUUUAUGCAUCCUCAACACGCACAGAAAGAGUUUGAGCGUAGAAAACGGAAAGGUCAAUUCUUCGAAGUUAUCGAAGAGAUCCGAAGAAUACAAAGGGAAGAGAGGGACAAUAAAAAACAAAACGUCAGAUUGACACUGUCUAACUCUCCGACCGCCGGCCUGUCUCCGAAGCGUACAACGGCGAAAUUUUUGUCACCGGCCAGGUUGAGCCUCGGCAGACGUUACAGCAAGCAGAGGUCGCGGAGCUCGGGGAACUUGAGCAUCCGCCGGUACAGCACGGACGUAGCUAGUUAUUCGGAGACCGUGGGCCGCCGCCUGAGCCAAGGGGCGUCCAACAGCCCGCCGGACUUCAACACGCGAAAACAACUGAUCAGACGGUCGUCGGGAAACCCCAGCCCGGCGGACUCCAGCAGGAUGAGCAUAUUUUCCGCGUCCGAACUGAUCGGGGCGAAACUCAGCAACAACAACUUGUACGUGGAAAACGAUCUGCCACGCAGCCCCAACCUACUGUCUCCCGGCGUAUUUUUUAGGUCGAGUUUUUCGUCGGACACGUCGUCGUCGCGACCCGACUUGCAGGGCGUACAAUCGCGGAAGUCGAGCUACUCGCAGGGACCGCCCCGGGUGAUGAUCAACGGCGAACAGCAGCCGACCACCCGCCGCAAGUCGGACGACGAGCCGCCGGCCACGCUGCCGCGGAUCGUGGAGGUGAAGAGGGCUCGCCGGUCCAGCGACGGGCACCGGCCGACCAAGAACCGCAAGACCGUGGAGGUGUUCCGGUGGCUGAGGCAAGCUCCCAAGACGGAGCUGGAAGCGCUGAGCAAGAUGUCCGAGGACGAGAUCAAGCACUGCAUAAUCCAAGCGCUCAAGGACAAGGACCCGACUUGAUUGCAAGUCGACGGCGCCGCCGGUGGCGGGGGCUGCGACGACGGCGGCGACGACGACGAUUACGACGCCGAAGACGCCGCGGUCCCGUCGCAGUUCGCGUGAACGCCGUCGCCGUCUGCACAACUACGGGCCGCCGCAGCGUCCAAUGAUUGUUAUGAUAAGAUACGUUAUGAAAUAAUAUAAUAUCGUUAUGACGAUAUUGUGAUGAACGAAGAAAAAAAAAAUGCGCUCAUUGUUUUUGUUAUUACACGUUUCUCUCUGUACGUUUGUUUGUUUCCUCCGAUAAUAUUAUUAUAAUGUAAUUAUUACUAUUGAUAGUGUAAUAAUAUUGUAUUGUACAUUUAAAUAUUAAUUAAUAUUAAUAAUAUGGUAAAAGAAGACUGUCCGGCCGGAUGUACGCGCGACAAGCUCGUUGUCGUCAUGUAUAUAGGAUUAUUAGGUAAAUCAGUGCUCAAGUGCGUAGGUAAAGUGUUGCUGCGAUGCUGUUGAUCUGGUUCGGGACGACGAGCAGCGCGAUAAAGGGACGUCUCCAUUUCGGUGAUAACGCGUUAUUGUUAUUGUAUUAAUACCUAUUGUUGUGGGCGUAUCGAAACCGUUAUUCCAUAAAAUGUAGUCGUAUAUGUUAUGCUCAUAGGCGCAAAUAGCGUUUGGGCUAAAGCCUUACUUUGAUAAUAUUGAAUAAGCUUAAAACAAAAUGUAGGAAAUGUUUGGGGGAGGAGGCUUAGCCCCUAAAGCUCCUCCCCCCCUAUUUGCGCCUAUGAUUAUACUACCUAAAUAAUAAAUUAUUAUUUUAAAUCGUGUUUAUAUAAUACUAUUAUUAUUAUUAUUAUUACUAUAUUAUAUUUUAUGCUCAGAUAUAAAUAACUAUAUUAUAUACUGUAAUGUUAUCGUAAAAUAUUAUAUUAUAUUAUCUGUUCAUGUAAAUAAUAUAUUUAUAUAUACUUAAUAAUAUAAGUAAUAAUAUUACUACUAGACAUAGGGUCGUUAUUAUAUAUAGCUGUUUCAUGUUGAUUCUUAAAAAAAAAAAAAAAUAUUUCGUCUGUUUUCUACGUUUUUUCGUUACUUGUAAUCAAAUAAUAUGUUCACAUUAAUAUAUAUAAAUAAGUUUGACGUGUGCAAGUGCAUAAUAUUGUUUUUGUCGUUGGUUAUGAGAUUGAGCCGGUUGAGGUUCGUUGUUCAUUAGCUUGCGGUCGGUGUAGUUCGUCGAAACCGUCCCGAAACCUAAGAACUAAAAAGUAACAUAUUAUGCGUAUUAACUCUUAUCAUAAUAAUUUUAUAUUGUAAGAAUAUCGAAUACGGUAAAUCAUAUUAUUUAUAUAUAUAUAUGUGUGUACAUCAUAUUAUUAUAUAUAUUAUAUUGUCGUUUGGUUGAUUUAUUUAAAAUUUAAUUAAAGUCAAUUAAAAACCUAGUUAUUUCGUCAA